AUGAAUCCAGAACUUUCGCUUAAUUCUCCGGCGCUUUAUACGCUGCACUGCACCGGUAAAAAACCGGCGCGUGUGUAA
Molecule: messenger RNA, 78 nt
Organism: Acanthoscelides obtectus
Lineage: Eukaryota; Metazoa; Arthropoda; Insecta; Coleoptera; Chrysomelidae
Source: the annotation of a GenBank genome assembly